Molecule: messenger RNA, 1226 nt
Organism: Ectocarpus siliculosus
Lineage: Eukaryota; Phaeophyceae; Ectocarpales; Ectocarpaceae
Source: the annotation of a GenBank genome assembly
UAACCAUUCCGAAUAUCCUCUGGUUCGGUCGUCUGCCACAAACACAUCGAUGAGGGUCCGGAGCGCCGUGAGGCGCAUAUGCCGGGACUGCUACGUGGUGAAGAAGAAGGGGGUCGUCUACAUCCGGUGCGACAAGGUUUCCACACCGACGCGGGCGUGCCGGCGUGGCAACAACAAAAAGAAAGGCGGGGGAACCAACGCUGUCGCGGAUUCGGAGCGUUCGCCUGUAGCGAAAACGCACCCGAGGGUGACUCCGCCGCCGGCAGCACUUGGAGACCCCCUCACCCCCUGGCGACGGACGCGCCCGGGGUUUUGGCUAGCUUGCCAUGGCUACCCGCGUGGGCAUCGGUACGAGCUCCUGCCGCUAGGAAGGAAACCCAACAAGUAGAAGUCUCCUCCGACUUGCACUCCGGGCUGGGCGCCCAGUCUGCUCGGCUGACAGCGGGCGGGCUUUCUCCCCUGACAACUCUUAGCGGUUGGAUGGGAUCGUGGAUUCUUGGCUUCAUGCGGAGGAGUGGACCGUAACGUUGUUGCAAAUUAUUCUUCGCCUCACGGCACCCGGCUCGCUCGAUCUCACCAGUUUUGGAUCGUCGUCGUCGUCGUCGUCGUCGUCGUUGUUGUUGUUGUUGUUUGGUGUGGUGCGUUGUUCAUACCUACCACAGCAGUUUGCGGUCCUCAUCGGUCUCAUGGUCGGCGUUAGCGUGAGAGAUGACGGUGGCCGUGGCCAUGGUGUUACUGAAUGCGCAGUGGGGGCUGGAGGAGGAGGCGCGCCAUGCUCCUGUACGGCAGUGCGGUCUGUCGGUUGCCCGUAGAACGUUUGGUGGCUACGUAGUGCGCGCGACGGCGCUUUGGCCGAAAACAGCCGUUAGUCAUGCAGAGGGAAAGGCCGCUGCGGAAGAAAGAAGCCCUCAGGGCACAAACCUUGCAGUCGUUCCUCUGUUCUAGGCGAAUGUGUUUGCGUUUGUGUAUGGUUUAGUCUGGGUUUCGCCGGCGCUGGAUAUGGUCCACCGUGGAAUUUCUGUCCAAGACACCUGGUGCACAUGUGCAGGAGGGGGCACUACUUCUGCCGCCAUGUUGAAGGAUGAGCGCGUCUCCCCAGCUUACGACACUGCCGUACUGCUGUGUAUGCUGGGACGCGGGGGCCACCCGCCGUGUGUGUUUGUGUCUACACGCGAAACGUCUUGUUGGUGUACGUGAUCCAAAUACCGCCAGAGGCAAACAUUGUG